Molecule: messenger RNA, 2990 nt
Organism: Paramecium pentaurelia
Lineage: Eukaryota; Ciliophora; Oligohymenophorea; Peniculida; Parameciidae
Source: the annotation of a GenBank genome assembly
AUGUAUAUAUCAACAUAAAUUGGAAGAUGUAUAGUUGAAGAACUUGAUCUCAAAAAUAGAAUGCUAUACAAAACUUUAGAAUUGGAAUUAUAAUGUACAUAAAUUUAAUAUAAAUGUAGAUGAGGGAGGCUUGAAAGUAGUAAAAAAUACAUUCUAAAAUGAUCAAUAAUAUAAUUUAAAGACAUUCGACUUAAGAAAGAGGUUCAAUUUGAUACCCAAGAAUAUAUUCUAGUCUAAUUAACAAAUUCAAAAAAUAGAAAGGAGAUAAAAUCAAGAAGCUUCAAGAAAUUUUCGAUCUAUGAAUUUUACUUAGUAAAUAAUAGAAUAUGAAGAAAUUAAUGAUCAUACUCAUAAUGGUUUAUUGAGUGCAUUGAUAUAUGAAUCUAAAUAAAAGGAAAUAGCAUAAUCCUAAUAGUAGCCAUAAAACUCAUAGGAUUAAAAUUAAAUUAUAUUUCAAGAUAAUUCAGUUAAUGCUAUGAAAUUAUUGGUAUGUAUAACCAUGUUUAGAGAACCUCUAACUUAAUUAUAAAAAUCAAUUGAUGGUGUAGUGUAAUCUUUAGAUGCAUUUAUGAAGUAUGGAAUAGCUCCUCAUUAAAUUGGAGUAUGUGUAUUUUUUGAUGGAAUAGAGAAUAUACAUAAUGUAAUUGAUGAAAAUGGUGCAGCAUAUCAUGAAAAUAUUAUACGUAAUUAAAUAUUAUAAAUAUUUUAGCCUAUUUUAAAAGUCAUCUUGAUGAAGAAUAUGGAAUCAAAGAUAAAAAGACACUUGAUUAUUAGUAUUGGGAAUAUAAGAAACAUAAGAAAUUCUUUAAUGAUUACAAUCCUGAAAGCAUUAUCAAUUUAAGAAAAAACAAGGAAUUAUUAUUAAAGAAAUAUAAAAAGUAUAAGGAUUCUCUUCUUCCAAUAAUGAAAGCAUAAAAAGGUUCAUAAUGGUUACCAUAAGAUGAAUGGGUGGAAACCAAUAUUAUAUAGGCUAUGAUUAGAUAAUAUGAAUUAUCAAAAUAAUAUAUUUAAGAUAGAGAAAAUACUGCAUGGGUAUAUUAAGGUAGACAUGUUCAUAAGGAAUGUACAAUGCCAAUAUUUUAUGUUUUCAAAUUUAAAAAUGGAUCUAAACUUUCUUCCCAUUUAUGGUUUUUUAAAGGAUUUUGUGAAGAAUUGAAACCAGAUUAUUGUUUAUUGAUGGACUGUGGAGCUGUUCCAGCAAAAAAUAGUAUUUUUAGAUUAAUAUGUACAAUGGAAGCAGACCCAAAAAUAGGUGGUGUUUGUGGUAAUAUGAGAAUAGAAGAGGAGAUUGGAAAUAAUGAUAUAUAGAAUGAUUAAUAGAUGGAUAUUCUAAGUAAAAUUUUAAAUAAACAUUUCUUUUCUAUAAAAAAAUGCUAAUAAUGUGAAUAUGAUAUUGGACAUACUUUGGAUAAAAAUUAUGAAUCAGCCUUGAAUUAUAUUCAUGUUUUACCUGGAGCAUUCUCUGCUUAUAGAUACAAAGCUUUCUCUUAACAUUAUGUCAGGAGAUCUAAAUAGAGAGAUUAGAUUAGAAUUCAUUUAUAAGAUUUGUAAAGGAAUACAUCAGAUAAUUAAUAAGAACCUAAUAAUGAUAUAGAAAAUUAUUAAAGUUGUUAAAAUUUGAAUACUUAAACUAAAUAUAAUAUUCUCAAUUUUUAUUUAAGGUAAGUGAUGGAAUCAAAUUAUUAAUAUAGUAGUAUUACUGAAGCUAAUAUGUUUUUAGCUGAAGAUAGAGUAUUAUGUUUAUUAUUGUUUUGUUAAGAUUUUUAUUUAAAAUAUAUUCCAGAUGCAAUUGUUUAUGUAGAUGCUUGUUAAAGUUUAAUUGAUUUACUAUUUUAAAGAAGGAGAUGGAUAAAUGGAAGUUGGUUUGCUUUAAAUUAUGUAUAAGAAACAUAUCAUGAGAAAUUAGAGGAUAGUUCUCAUACAUGGGAAGCAAAAUAAUUAUUUAAGUUUAGCAUUAUAUGUGCAGGUUUAAAUUAACUAUAAUAAUACUUUUUUUAAUCAUUCUAAAUAGUUUGGUUGUAUAUGAUAUUGUAAGCAGUAGUAAAUUCAAAUGGAACUAUGAAAGAUCAAAAUUAUAAUCAUUUAUAGGAAUCUACUGAUAAUAUUAUAGUUUCAGUAAUCUUGGGAAUUUACAUUUUCUUAGUUUUAAUGCUUGUAUAUUUAUCUUUGACCUUUGACUAAUAGAUAUUAAAUAAUCUUAAUGGAUCUCGAGAUGAAUCAAAAAAACAAAUUUAAGAAAAAGUUAAGAAUUACUAUUAUUCAAGAUAUUAUUUUGUAUCUACUAUAUUGGGUUUAAUGAGUCUAGCAACUGUAGCUUAUACUAUUUAUUUACUAAUUUAAUAAAUUAUAUUAGAACUCACAUUUGCUUAAUUUGUUGAAGUGCCAAAUGUACCAUAAUCAUAUUAUAGUUUACUUAUAGUUAUAAAUUUUGGAAUUUUGGGACUUCCAUUUCUAUUCACUUUAGUAACUUAACCUUCAAUAAUAUUAAGUGUAGUUGUUAAUGCUAUUCAUUAUUUCUAUUAUCAACCUACUUAUACACAUUUAUUUAUUACUUAUGCUUUUUGUAGGAUUGAUGAUUUAUCUUGGGGAACAAAAGGUUUAACUGAAGAUAAUAGUCAAAAUAAAGUAUUUACAGAUAAAAUCUAUAAAAAAUAUCUAUUUGUAAUUAAAUGGAUAUUACUUAAUUGUAUACUAUCAGGAAUUCUUAUAUUAUUAUUGAAAAUGGAUAUUUCAAUAUUACCUUCAUUUUUAAUUUUAUUUGUGUCUGUAAUUUUAACUGUUAUUAGUAUACUAAAAGGAUUUUUAGCAAUAGUUCAUUUAAUCCAAUUUUAUAUGCCUUCAGGAACUAAAGAUAAAAGAGAAAAGUAAUUUUAUUAUAUUAUAUAUUUAGAUUAAUUAAAAACAUAGAUAAAAGAAAAGAUACUUUAGAAAGAGGUAAAACUUUUAACAUUAAUUUAUAAAAUUUCUUCAAGCCACAAAAUGUUAAAUGA